AUGUCUGUGCUGUGCCCCAGGAUGAACAGCCUUGGCUAUCGAGUCGUUAAGGUAGGUGCUUCCUUGCGAGUGGCCUCCAGUCUAGCCAAUUCGUCCACACUGCAUCCACAGCGGCAGCAGCGCAAGCGCAUGGCCUGGCCGCCCAAUCUCUACUCGGACUUUGCGGCUAUCGCUGAUGCAAUGGAGGUGGAGGGGUCCUCGCUAUAUCCGCCAGGAUCAGGAGGUGGAGCCGGCAGCGGAUCUGGAAGUUCUGGUGGCACGGGCGUGGGUGGCAAAUGCAACGAGGACAUCACCAAGGGCUGCGAUGUCAAGAAGAUCUUCCUGCCCGGCGAUCCCAAGCAGAAGAGCUCGAGCAUAGCCGUGAAGGCGGCGCAGGACGCAAAGGCGGCCAACGAGGCGCAGCAUGCCGCCGGCCAAAUGGCCGCCCAGCACAUCAAGCAGGAGCUGGCCGAGAAGGCCUUCCAAUCGGCCAAGGCCGCCGAGGCGGCGCUCACCGGCAAGCAGAUGGUUGUGCAGCAGCUGGAGCUGGAAAUGCAAGAGGCCCAUGCCGUGGUGGAGGAGGAGUCCGCUUCGCUGCAGAACACGGAGACGAACAUGAAUGCCGCCAUCGAGGCAGCUCGUGCAGCCACUAAUCAAUUCGAGGCGCUCACCGCCCUCCACAAGACGGUCAAAGACAAUCUGGCCAACAUACAAACAGUUGCGCUCGGCUCCCAGCAGGAAAUGACCACCAAGGUGCAGCUGCUCGAGGCGGCCAAAAACCGCCUGGCCACGCUCCAAAAGCAGCUGGACAGCGCACGCGAUGACUACGAGAAGACCAAGCAGGCGGCCUAUCGGGCGGCCUGCGCUGCCGUCGAGGCCAAGCAGAAGGCCGCCAACAGCUAUCGAAAGCGGCGCAAUCAACUUUCAGCUACCAGCCACUCGAUACACAUUAGCCAACUCUGAUGUUUAUAUAUAUAUUUUUAUAUA
This is a messenger RNA of Drosophila navojoa, 966 nucleotides long. RefSeq lists its product as uncharacterized. The record is from RefSeq and is a predicted model, not a curated record. NCBI's taxonomy places the organism in Eukaryota, Metazoa, Arthropoda, Insecta, Diptera, Drosophilidae.